AAAAACAAAAAGAGCUGCUUCUGAAGUGAAGGAAGCUUUCAAGUGAUGUGUGUAUUUUGCUGAUAUUGUACUGCCAUCGAUUUGAUCUCUUACUGGCAUCUGGAUAGAGCUAAGUAGGAGGAGCCUGUGAUGGCGUUAGAAGGGGAAGCUGGGGCAAAGACAAUGAAGGCAUUGGGUGGCCAAGUCUGCCAGAUCUGUGGUGAUAAUGUUGGGAGCACUGUAAACGGCGAGCCAUUCAUCGCGUGCGAUGUUUGUGCUUUCCCUGUCUGCAGGCCUUGCUAUGAGUAUGAAAGGAAGGAUGGCAAUCAGUCUUGCCCUCAGUGCAAAACCCGUUACAAGAGGCACAAAGGCAGUCCUGCAAUUCUUGGAGACGGGGAAGAGGAUGGUGGUGCUGAUGAUGGUGCCAGUGACUACAAUUACAGUUCAGAAAAUCAGAACGAAAAGCCAAAGAUUUCAGAACGCUCACUGGGCUGGCAAAUGACAUAUGGGCGAAUGGAGGAGGUUGGUGCACCGAAUUAUGAUAAGGAAGUUUCUCACAAUCAUAUUCCUCGGCUGACAAGUGGACAGUUAUCUGGAGAAUUAUCUGCAGCUUCACCUGAGAGGCUGUCAAUGGCAUCUCCUGGUGUCCCUCAUGGGAAGCGUGUCCAUAAUCUUCAGUAUUCAUCUGAGCUUAAUCAAUCUCCAAAUAUUAGGGUUGGGGAUCCAGGACUGGGCAAUGUAGCAUGGAAAGAAAGAGUUGAUGGAUGGAAAAUGAAACAAGAUAAGAAUGCGGUUCCUGCUCCAAUGAGCACAGGCCAGGCUACUUCUGAAAGAGGAGCUGGUGAUAUUGAUGCUAGUACUGAUGUGCUUUUGGAUGAUUCAUUGUUGAAUGAUGAAGCUCGACAACCUCUCUCCAGGAAGGUUUCUAUUCCAUCUUCUAGGAUAAAUCCAUACCGUAUGGUCAUUGUUCUGCGGCUGGUUAUCCUCUGCAUCUUUCUGCAUUACCGAAUAACAAAUCCUGUGCCCAAUGCAUUUGCAUUGUGGUUAAUAUCUGUUAUUUGUGAGAUUUGGUUUGCCAUAUCUUGGAUAUUGGAUCAGUUCCCUAAGUGGUUACCUGUGAACCGUGAAACAUAUCUUGACAGGCUUGCAAUAAGAUAUGAUCGCGAGGGAGAACCAUCACAGCUUGCAGCUGUUGACAUUUUUGUCAGUACCGUGGAUCCAUUAAAGGAGCCCCCACUUGUGACUGCCAAUACUGUACUAUCCAUACUUGCUGUUGACUACCCAGUUGAUAAGGUUUCCUGCUAUGUUUCUGAUGAUGGUGCUGCUAUGCUGACAUUUGAAGCUCUAGCUGAGACAUCUGAAUUUGCAAGGAAAUGGGUUCCUUUCUGCAAGAAAUACAGCAUUGAACCCAGGGCACCUGAGUGGUACUUCGCACAAAAGAUUGACUACUUGAAAGACAAGGUUCAACCAUCAUUUGUCAAAGAUCGUAGAGCAAUGAAGAGAGAAUAUGAAGAAUUUAAGAUCCGUGUGAAUGGACUUGUUGCGAAGGCACAAAAAGUUCCUGAAGAAGGAUGGGUGAUGCAAGAUGGUACCCCAUGGCCUGGAAACAACACCAGAGACCAUCCAGGAAUGAUACAGGUUUUCUUGGGGCAAAGUGGAGGUCUUGACACUGAGGGUAAUGAACUUCCACGUCUAGUAUAUGUUUCUCGUGAAAAGCGUCCUGGUUUCCAACAUCACAAGAAGGCCGGUGCCAUGAAUGCACUUGUUCGAGUAUCAGCUGUCCUUACCAAUGGACCUUUCUUAUUGAAUCUUGAUUGUGAUCACUACAUAAACAACAGCAAGGCCUUGAGAGAAGCUAUGUGUUUUAUGAUGGAUCCCAAUCUUGGGAAAAAUGUUUGCUACGUUCAGUUUCCUCAGAGAUUUGACGGUAUUGAUAGAAAUGAUCGUUACGCAAAUCGUAAUACUGUUUUCUUUGAUAUAAAUUUGAGAGGUUUGGAUGGAAUUCAGGGGCCCGUAUAUGUGGGCACUGGAUGUGUAUUUAACAGAACGGCUUUAUAUGGUUAUGAACCUCCUAUAAAGCCCAAGCACAAAAAAGCUGGGUUGAUCUCUUCACUCUGUGGUGGAAAGAGAAAUAAGAGCUCAAAAUCUAGCAAGAAGGGUAAAGACAAGAAAAAAUCGCAGAAGAAUGUUGACCCAACUGUGCCCAUCUACAAUCUAGAGGAUAUAGAAGAAGGGGUUGAAGGUGCUGGAUUUGACGAUGAGAAAUCACUACUCAUGUCACAAAUGAGCCUUGAGAAAAGGUUUGGUCAAUCUGCUGUUUUUGUUGCCUCCACACUCAUGGAAAAUGGUGGUGUUCCUCAGUCUGCUACUCCAGAAACUCUUCUUAAGGAGGCUAUUCAUGUCAUCAGUUGUGGUUAUGAGGAUAAGUCAGAAUGGGGAACUGAGAUAGGAUGGAUCUAUGGUUCUGUCACAGAAGAUAUUCUUACUGGAUUUAAGAUGCACGCCCGUGGUUGGCGGUCCAUAUAUUGCAUGCCCAAGCUCGCAGCGUUUAAAGGUUCUGCUCCUAUCAAUCUUUCAGAUCGUCUGAACCAAGUGCUUCGAUGGGCUUUAGGUUCGGUGGAAAUUCUUCUAAGUCGACACUGUCCCAUCUGGUAUGGUUAUAGUGGAAGACUAAAGUGGCUGGAGAGGUUUGCAUAUAUUAACACCACAAUCUAUCCAAUCACUUCCAUUCCCCUUCUCAUGUAUUGUACCUUGCCUGCUGUCUGUCUCCUCACUAACAAAUUCAUUAUUCCACAGAUUAGUAACAUAGCAAGUAUAUGGUUUAUCUCUCUCUUUCUUUCCAUCUUUGCCACUGGUAUCCUUGAGAUGAGGUGGAGCGGUGUCGGAAUUGAUGAGUGGUGGAGAAAUGAACAGUUUUGGGUUAUUGGUGGUGUUUCAGCCCAUCUUUUUGCUGUGUUCCAAGGUUUACUCAAGGUGCUUGCCGGAAUUGACACCAACUUCACUGUUACAUCAAAGGCAUCAGAUGAAGAUGGGGACUUUGCAGAACUCUACAUGUUCAAAUGGACAACCCUUCUCAUUCCGCCGACGACUCUUCUCAUCAUAAACUUGGUGGGGGUUGUUGCAGGUAUCUCCUAUGCCAUUAACAGUGGGUACCAGUCAUGGGGUCCCCUCUUUGGUAAGCUUUUCUUUGCAUUUUGGGUGAUCAUCCAUCUCUACCCCUUCCUCAAGGGUCUUAUGGGACGGCAGAACAGAACGCCGACCAUCGUUGUGGUCUGGUCCAUUCUGCUUGCUUCCAUUUUCUCUCUGUUAUGGGUCCGAAUCGACCCGUUCACUACCAAAGUCACCGGUCCUGAUGUUCAGCAGUGUGGAAUCAACUGCUAGAACAUGAAAACAGGUCUGGUUGGAAUGUUUUGAUUUGCUUGCAAUUCUUUUGUUUGUAACAUUUUGUAAUCUGUUUACGCAUGUCUAAAUUAUGUGCAGUUCAUAGUCCACAAAGAAGAAAUCAAAUUAGAGAUCAAUUGUUUAAGGAUAUCAUUUUUUUGUAAUUUAUUGUAAUACUUUGAACAUUCAUUCCAUUUUUUUUCUGGGAAAACUAUGUAUCACUAUUAAACUAUUUACAAAGAUCACACAUUGUAUGCA
Molecule: messenger RNA, 3618 nt
Organism: Arachis ipaensis
Lineage: Eukaryota; Viridiplantae; Streptophyta; Magnoliopsida; Fabales; Fabaceae
Product: cellulose synthase A catalytic subunit 3 [UDP-forming]
Biological process (GO): cellulose biosynthetic process
Cellular component (GO): membrane
Molecular function (GO): cellulose synthase (UDP-forming) activity
Source: RefSeq, a predicted model, not a curated record